Messenger RNA from Exaiptasia diaphana, 6547 nucleotides. RefSeq lists its product as uncharacterized. The record is from RefSeq and is a predicted model, not a curated record. NCBI's taxonomy places the organism in Eukaryota, Metazoa, Cnidaria, Anthozoa, Actiniaria, Aiptasiidae.
AGACUUUGCUUUAAGACAGGGAAGCCUAARCCAACAGGACGACCAACUAGGCCUUCAAUUAGGCCACCUGUUGGAAGACCAUGCGUGGCCAGAAUAGAUCUUGGUUUCCUUAUUGAAAGCUCACAAGGCAUCACUCGACGAAACUUUAACAAAGUCAAGAMGUUCCUUGAGGCAUUGGCUAGUUCUUUCGUUAUAAAUCCAAAGGCGGUCAGAAUUGGUGCAAUUGUGUACUCUAAAGGUGUUAAAAUACUAUUUACCUUUAAGARUUAUCUUAAAAUUAAAAGUUAUAAAAGCAUCCGUGGGGUCACUAGAGCAAUUAGAAAAAUGCCAUACCUUGGUGGCAAAGGAGCUAAUAUCAAUUUUGGACUUGGCAUCCUUUAUCGGUAUCUAUUUGCCUCAUUUCACAAGAAAUCMGUCAAGAGAGUCGCCAUUGUGGUAACAGCUAACAAGUCCAGUAAAAGUAUUGGCAAUUAUGUAUACGCCCUUAAGAGAAAAGCAAGAGUCGAGGUUAUAGUCGUACAAAUUGGAAAAAAUUUCAAAAGAACACAGCUUCUUAAAAUGGCUUCAUCCAAACGUCAUAUAUUCUACGUGCCUACUUUCAAGAAUUUGGGCCGACUGGUSAAACUGGUCAAGAGGAAGGCAUGCAGAGGAGCUCCUAAACCAAGCAAACCUAUUAAAACUCCACCAACCAAACGACCAGUGAAACCAACAAGACCUCGAGUACCAAGGCCUAAGGCGGUCUACCCUAUGAAUGGUAUCACACGAGGCAAGGACAUAACGCCGAACAGAAACAGACCGGGUAUAUUUAGAGAUACCAAGUUUGAUACAGGUCCUGAUAGACUUCCAGCCGGUUCUAUGAGGUUCAAAGGGAAACGAAACAGCUAUAUGUUAAUUCCCAAUAGACGCCGUCUUGAUUUYAAAAACUCGAUGACUGUAUURAUGUGGGUAAAGCCAUACAGCGCMGGUCCGCUUCUCCACUACAGCCCCAGAAAAUGGGCUGUUCAUAUUUGGAUGAUUAGCAGCAAAUUAGUAUUUGUUCGAUUUGUACCUCGAUCAGGACGUGUCGUUAAGUUUGUAAUUAGUAAUAAGAUAAAGCGUGGAAGAUGGAACUACCUCGGGGCUAGUUACAAUAGGAAGACGGGAAGAGCAACCAUAUGGAUUAAUGGAAACCCAGUAGCCCAGAGAUUUGUUGGCCGUUACAGACUUGCCACUAACUAUCCWAUUGUCAUUGGACGUAAGCUAAAAGAUCGACGUUUCUUUACUGGUAGCAUAUCCUGUCUACAAUUUUACGACACUGCACUUACAGGUCAACAAAUUAAGGCAGUAAAAAAAAGAUGCUUCCGCAAAAGGCCAAUAACCCGACCAACACGACCGCAACCAGUUCCUGGAAGUCUUAUUGGUUACUACCCUCUCGACUCCAGAAAUCGUGGAAAAGACCUCAGUCCCAACAAAGCGCCAAAGGCUAUAUUCUCAAACACCAAGCCAGCCCCAGGCCCCGACGGUACUAGAAAUGGUGCAACUCUCCUUCUUGGAGAACCAAAAAGCUACAUUACGAUUCGCAAUAAGGGUAAACUUGAUGCCAAGAAUGCUAUUACAAUGUGUGCUUAUAUCAUGCACWAUGGAAAAUCUGGACCUAUUAUCAACUAUGGUAAAGGAAAACAGUGGAAGGUUCAUUUUUGGAUGGCUAAACCCAGGGUUCUCUUCGCAAGAUUUAUUAGUCGAAAAGGAAAACGAACCCCAGCAAUCUACACUCGAAGUAUUGUACCACUAAAGGCAUGGUCAUUCGUGUGUGCGAGYUAUGAUAGACURUCAGGUAAAGCAAAGCUUUGGUUGAACGGCAAUCGCAAGGUUAAACGAAAAAUUGGCCGAUUCAGGCUGGCAACUCAAGAUCCAAUUAGAAUUGGUGCGAAGGUUGGGGACAAAAGAACAUUCCGUGGAAAGAUCGCUUGCGUGCAGAUUUACAACCAAGACUUGACCAAGGGACAAAUAAGAGCUGCUAUGAAAAGAUGCACUAAAAGAGUUCCUAUACCAACGACAACUAAACCARUAAAACCAAGCAAGUCUCCAACAACGCCACCACGAGGAAAGCCGACGCCAGUCAUCGUAUAUCCAUUUGAUAGUACGUCUUAUAACAGAGAAAUUCUUAACAGAAAUUCUCCAGCCAUCUUUGGUACACUUCGAACAAACAUCGGACCCGAUAGGCGCAAAUACGGCUCCUUUGAACUGGAAGGAAGGCCAGACAGUUCUAUCAAGAUCAUAAAYCAAGGUCGUCUUGAUCUMAAAAAAUCCAUGACAAUCAGUAUCUGGAUAUAUCCAAAGGGACCUGGUCCUAUUUUCCACUAUGACCCCAACGGAUACGGUGUUAAUAUCUGGUUUUUCUCCCCUAACAUCUUGAGGGUGCAGUAUGUUACUCGUUCCCCUCGACGAACCCUGCCUUAUCUCGCUGGUAAGAUUAAAAGAUGGAGAUGGACCUAUAUCAGUACAACGUACGACAGAAAUACUGGUGAGGCUGCACUCUACAUAAACCGUGAGCGCGUGGCAAGAAAGAAGAUUCCCAAAACAGACAUGGCCACUAAUUAUGAUGUUUUGAUCGGCUCCAUACCGGGUAGUAAGAAUCGGUACCGAGGAGGCAUUUCGUGUUUACAGUUGUAUGACAAGGCUCUUACUCACGCAGAAGUUUACGCCAUCAGGGGGCGAUGCUUUGGUACAAAACCACACCCACCCAUCCAAGAACCGUCCAAGCCUUGCCCAGUUGARCCAAAGCGCACUGUAGGUGUUUUCCCAUUAAACAAAAGAUACAAGGGACGAGACGUCUCAAGGAAUAACAUCCGAGCAAGAAUCAGCAACGUCGCCUUUGCCCCAGGCCCAUACGGUCUACCAGGUGCUUCUACGUUCUUUAAAGGUAGAAAGGACAGCUUUAUUACCCUACCCAACCGUGGUCCACUCGACACCAAAAACUCCAUCACCAUACUUGCUUGGAUUAAUACUAUGAGAAAGUCUGGUCCAAUAGUGAAUUUCCACCCUAACGGUUGGGGGCUGCAUUGGUGGGCUCUCAACGGCAAUCGCCUCUUUGUGAGGUUUGUUAUUCGUAAGGGACGUCGAUCGACGCCACCUUUGGUCUACAACAAGCUAAAACCUGGCAAGUGGUUCUACGUAGGAAUAUCAUUCGAUAAGAAAACUGGCAAGGCAGCAUUGUAUGUCAACUCACGGAAAGUAGUAACCAAGUACAUUGGUAGGAUUCAAUUGGCCACUAACUACUCUGUCAGAGUUGGAGCUCGUAUCGGCGAUAGGCGAUAUUUCAAGGGGAGAAUUGCCUGCUUACAGUUUUUUAAUUACAAGCUAAGCAUUGCAAUGAUAAAGAAGAGAAAGMAUUUCUGCUUUAAACGUGGUGUGAGACCUCCGAUCAGGCCUCCUCCAAGACCCCUACCUCCACGACUACCCAAGGCAGCUGCUCUGUUCCCUUUGAACCGUGGAACUCGAGGAAAAGACACUACAAACCAAAACUCAAAAGCGCGAACACGACAUGUAAGAUAUGCACCAGGUCCAUAUGGACGACGGGGCGGAUCAACUCAAUUCCUUGGUCGAAGCAGCAGCUAUAUUCAAUUCCCCAACCGUGGUGGAUUUGAUACAAGRAAAUCAAUUACAAUUCUUUGUUGGAUUUUCCCACAAGGRCGAGCAGGUCCCAUCUUCAACUUCCAUCCCAAUGGAGAAGGUGUUCAACUUUGGGUAAAAGGAAGAUAUGGACGAAUCCUUUCGGCACGAUUCCCUAGAAGACGCAGAAGAAAGCGAACACCUUUUAUUCAAAGACGUAUUCUACAAGCGAACAAAUGGCAGUUUGUAGCAGCACGCUACAAUCAAGGAACUGGAUAUGGUUCUAUUUGGCUGAAUGGUAAGCGUGUUGCUUUCAGGAAAAUUGGUCGCAUUAGAAUCGCUACAAACUACCCAGCCCGCAUGGGAGCACGGUUAGGAAACAAGCUGUACUUCAAAGGCCGCGUUGCUUGUCUACAAAUUUACCGGCAACCACUGACACAACGGCAAAUCAUCUCUGCAAAACGGGUCUGCAGUGGAUUUGCASCACCUACUCCAAAACCAACCCGACCUGUCAAGCCCCCUAAAAAACUGCCAAUCAAACCAAUCUCUCCAAUCAAAGAAUCAUUGGAACCAUUAGCUGUCUUCCCYUUGAGCAGAARAACRCGCGGAAGAGAUCUUAGCGGUAGCCGCAAUCCUCCUGCAAAACUCCGCGGAGUCCGACCUGCCAGAGGUCCAGACGGUAAAAGRGGAACCUCAUAUCAGUUCUUUGGCCGACCAAAUAGCUACAUCGAAAUUCCCAAUAAUGGMGGCAUUGAUCCUGUGAAAUCCAUGACUGCUUUAAUAUGGGUAUACCAUACAGGYAGAGCUGGACCUAUWCUYAACUACAAUCCMGAUAAAUGGGGAGUCCAUAUUUGGAUGGUUGCCCCACGGACACUCUUUGUUCGAUUCCCAAGAAGAAGAGGUCGCAUUUUGACACGAGUUUUGCUAUCUCGCCGAAUACGWCCAUUUAAAUGGAACCAAAUUGCUGCCGUAUACAACGGACGCACAGGGUACGGUCAAGUUUACGUCAACGGACGACGCGUGGCACGAAAAAAAAUUGGACGAAUCCAACUGGCUACUAACUAUCCAAUCAGAUUGGGAGCACGAAGAGGUGAUCCACGGUCUUUCAAGGGUAGACUUGCUUGUCUGCAGCUUUUCAAUACACCUCUUAGUCGACGACGGAUCCUCGCCAAGAGAAACGUUUGUUUCGGUAAAGGACCAUUGCCAGCCAAAGUGUACCCAGGACCAGCUGGAAAAGUUUGUCAAGCAAAGAUCAACCUGGCCAUCCUCAUGGACAGUUCUGGUAGUAUCGAAUAUUAUGGCAAAGGAAAUUAUCAACGCAUGCGUAAAUUUGUCCAACGUCUAAUAGCAUCAUUUGCCGUSGGACGAGGCCGUGCACACAUUUCAGUUACGCUCUUUUCGAAUCGACCUAUGUUGUUAUUUGGCUUCCGUCGUUAUUACAGUAAAUACCAGAUGAUGAGGGCUGUUGAAAGAGCCCCAUACAUCAAAGGAGGCACCUAUACAAGUCGAGCUCUUAGAUAUGUAAGAGAACGAGUCUUCCGAUUCUCCGGAGGUCGAAAGCGWAGCAAUGUUCUGGUUGUKAUUACUGAUGGGCGUUCUAGCGAUCGCAUUUCUAAACAAGCUUUGAAAUUAAAGAAAGSCGGAGUCAACAUUUUAACUGUUGGAAUUGGGCGUAACUUUUCUAAGAAAGAUUUAUACAUAAUGGCAUCGAACAGGAGAAACGUGUUCACUACAGGUUUCAGGACAGUGCAAAAUAUUGCUGCUACUGUGAAACAACGGGCCUGCAUAAAAUCUAAGCCAUAUCGUCCACCAGUUCCAAAACCAAAGCCGUAUUUCCCAAGGCCCAAACCUCAUGGACGUGUUUGUCGUCGUCGGCUCGACUUGGYCCUCGUUAUUGACGGUUCAAGUAGCAUUGGGAAACUCAACUUUAGAAGAACAUUGAACUUCCUUCGGCAUCUUGUAACCUCAUUCAGCAUCUCAUCACGUUCCACAAGGGUUGCUAUAUUGGAAUAUAACUCACGCCCAUACAAUUUCCUUAAGUUUGGAAAAAAGAUUACAUUUAAACACGUGAUUAGUCGUCUAACACGACUUCCAUACAUUGGAGGCAAAACGAGAACUGGCAAAGCAUUGUGGGCWGUUAAUAAUCACUACUUCAAAGGAACUUCUACCACAACACGGGUUUGUUUAGUCAUAACUGAUGGAAGAUCACGUGACAAUGUGUAUAAACCCGCAAGAAAGCUUAGGGAAAGAGGUGUUCACGUACUUGCGUACGGAACAGGAAAAAAUUACCAAUUACGUCAACUUCGACAGAUAGCAUCCGGGAAAAGAGAUGUAUUCACAAGCCAUUUCAGGUCCAUGCUGAAUAUCGUUCGUGCUGUAAAACGCAGAAUUUGCUAUGGAAAACCUAGUGGACGAAGACCAGGUAAACCAAGGGUACCUUCCAAAUCAAUCCCAGGAAAACAGACAAGACCAGGCGUAAAACCAAGGCGUCAUUUUUAUUUCAAGAGUUUGGGAUGUUUCAAGGAGAAGCGAGCAGGGCGUGUCUUUACACAUCUCCUCAAAGUGGUUCGCGGUAAAAAUGCUAUUAAGUUGUGUGCGAAUCUGGCGUUGAAGAAACGUUUGUCAGUGUUUGCUGUGUAUAAUARGAUAUACUGUCGCUCUGGGCGCACUUCACGCAUUAAAUACCAAAGGUAUGGCAAAUCACACAGUUGUCGAAAAGGACGUGGAGGACGUUUGGCCAACAACGUCUACAUCAUACGCAAAGGACGAAAGCCAAUUAAAAAACGCAGAGGAGGGCGAAGACAAAAAAGAAAACAUGGUAGAAGGCGGCCAGGAAGAAGGCCAGGAAGACGGCCAGUGAGACGACCAGUGAGACGACCAGUGAGACGGCCAGUGAGACGGCCAGUGAGACGGCCAGUGAGACGGCCAGUGAGACGGCCAGGGAAACGACCAGGAA